Ruditapes philippinarum (Manila clam) is the source of this 1359-nucleotide messenger RNA. RefSeq lists its product as uncharacterized. The transcript has a single exon. Gene Ontology annotation, molecular function: nucleic acid binding; zinc ion binding. The record is from RefSeq and is a predicted model, not a curated record. Bases 1 to 1359 code for a protein of 452 amino acids. NCBI's taxonomy places the organism in Eukaryota, Metazoa, Mollusca, Bivalvia, Venerida, Veneridae.
AUGUUUUACGACGAAUGGUUAAGAAUAGGAGAAAAGCUAGGGUUAUCCGGCAGCGAUUUAUUAUUGUUUCUUCAAGAAAAGGAAGAAGAGUGCCUAGCCAGAGAGGAAAGGGCCCGAAGGCGUGAAGAAGAAAGAAGACAGAUGGAAAUAAACUUUGAGCUCCAGAUAAAGGAAAAAGAUCUCGAGAUUGAGCGGAUCAAAUCCAGCAAAGUAACCACCAGUGAGGGAAGCAAGUCCCUCAGACCAAGAAUACCUAAGUUCGAUGAAGCAAACGAUAAUAUUGAUUCAUUUCUGGAGAGAUUUGAGAGACUUGCCAUCAGCCAAGACUGGGAGAGAGACACUUGGGCCAUGAGCUUAAGCUCAUUACUAUCAGGGCAAGGUCUGGAAGUAUUUACAAGUCUGCCGAUUAAAGAAGCCAACGAGUAUGACACCUUGAAGAGGGCUAUCUUAAAACGAUAUCAGUUGACUGAAGAGGGUUUCAGGGUGAAGUUCAGGCAGAGCAGACCACUACCUGGUGAGUCUGUUUUUCAGUUCAUUGAGAGGUUGAGACAAUAUUUCGCAAGGUGGACAGAUAUGGCUGGAGUAGAGCAGACCUUUCAUGGAAUAAGCGAGCUCUUAAUCAAGGAACAGUUCAUCGAGGGGUGUUCGACAGAUUUGGCUGUCUUCCUGAAAGAAAGAGUGCCGACAUCAAUAGAAGAGUUAACACGCCUUGCAGAACAGUACAUAGAAGCGCAUAAAGGGGCGUCUUCUGUUUUUGCCAGAGGUACUCCAGUUCCAAAACAAGGGCAGAUGGGCAAGAGAUCCAUUCCAGAGACAUCAAGCAGAGUGACAGAGAAUAGAAAUUCGCCAGUGAAGACAUGCUUUAUUUGUAAUAAGGCGGGCCAUUUAGCCAGAGACUGCCGACAAAACAACAGAAGCCAAGCACCGAAGGUGUGCUUUAUUUGCAACAAGACGGGGCAUAUUGCAAAAGAUUGUCGGCAGACAAAAUCAGAAGGUGUAAGAAGUGACCGCAAGGUAGCAGCCGUAUGUGCCAAAGCAGACCUUAAUCCACUAGAGAAGAACACUGAAGAUGGAAAGUUGAAGUUAGCCAGUGGUGAGACUGUGCCGAUCCCCGCGGGAGCUUGUACCAUUGAUUUAUUGGAAGAAGAAAGAAACCUGGAGUUGAAGAAGGGCUUUGUUGGAGCAGAUGCAGUUAGAGUGUUGAGAGAUACUGGAUGUGAGUUAGCGGCGGUAAAGAAGAAGUUUGUGAAAGAAGAACAACUCACGGGUAAAGAAAUUAUUAUGAUAACAAUUGAUGGAGAUGCCAAAGUAGUACCUUUGGCGAAAAUAUGGGUGGAUACGCCAUACUAUGUUGGGUAG